Naegleria fowleri is the source of this 1299-nucleotide messenger RNA. RefSeq lists its product as uncharacterized. NCBI's taxonomy places the organism in Eukaryota, Heterolobosea, Eutetramitea, Acrasida, Naegleriidae. Gene Ontology annotation, cellular component: mitochondrion. The coding region runs from base 1 to 1299 and encodes 432 amino acids. The record is from RefSeq and is a predicted model, not a curated record. The transcript has a single exon.
AUGUCGAAAUUAAGAAUUCAUAAUUUUUCAUUUGGUAAAGCAGGGAGUAAUUUUCUUACCAAAACAUGGUUGGACACAUCAUCAAACCCUCCUCGUAAACAAAUAGUACAUUAUUAUUUGAAUGAAAAGUAUUUGAAUAAUGAUUUUCAUUCCGACCACACGAGCCGCCUUGAUCCAACGGAAAAUAGAUCAUCAUCAUCAUCGACACCAACAACAGCAACACCCACGCUAAAUGAUUCUGCUUCAAAUUCUCUUAACCGAGAAUACAACAUCUUUUUUCCUGGAGACAUUCAAUUAACAAGAAGUGAUUUUAUUAAAUAUUUAAAUUCCGAUUAUCCAUUUGAAGAGGAUGAAGAGAUGAAACAACAAGAAAAUUCUCCUCCUGCCAUUUUAGAAGUUUACUAUGAAAAUGUGUUCGAUUUAUUGCAUGAAAAAUUUCCAAAUUCUGUGGCUUAUUUAAUUAUUCAACCUUCACAAUUAGAUUUCACUUCCUUUAUUUAUGAAUAUGAAAAUUUUUAUGUCAAAGGAAAUGCCAAUCGUCUGUUGUUGGAAAUUCUCAAUGAUUUAUUUCCACAUGAAAAUUUUGGACAAGAUCACUGUGAAGCCUGUGUUCAUUUGUUGGCCUUCUCAAAAGGAUGCGUUCCAUUGAACGCUUUAAUUUGUGAAGUGACUAACUUUAAAAUGUAUCUGGAACAGCAAAAACAACAAGAAAAUUCUUCAUUGUAUUCAAUGAUGGGAACAUCACUCACGUUUGAUCAUUGGAAUCAUUCAUUCAAAUAUAGACAUUGGGACGAACAUCCAAAUCCUUUCGUUCAAAAGUGUUAUCGAGUGCCACUUUUACAAGAACCCAUUCCACAACAGCAACACAACAAUUUCAUGAAUUGCAUGCAACAAGCAGUGAAUUUCUUCACUCAACAAGUUCAAACCAUCUAUUAUUUGGAUUGUCAUCGAUUUAUUACCGAUGAAGUAUUGUUACAGAAGUUUUACACGUUUUUUUUGCACAAGAAUGAGAGUCGCCCAUUCAUUCUACGAUCAUCACUGAGUCGAUCCAAUCCUUAUCUCAUGAUUAAAAUCUAUCAGACGCCACUCGCGGAAGAGAAGGGUAUUUAUCGGAGGCAUAUUAAGGUCGAGUCCGAGUUAUUCAUGAAGACUCUAAAGAAAGCACAUGUGGCCUUAUGUAAGGACAAUUCAUCUCCAAUAUGCCCUCAUCUCGUGUAUCAAUAUUAUUAUGGAGAGCUUCAGAAUCGAGUGAAUAGUUUUGUCUUGCAUUUCAAGUUGUUGAAGGAUUUUCAGGUCUAA